Molecule: messenger RNA, 4230 nt
Organism: Exophiala bonariae
Lineage: Eukaryota; Fungi; Ascomycota; Eurotiomycetes; Chaetothyriales; Herpotrichiellaceae
Exons: 1
Coding region: 1-4230 (1409 amino acids)
Biological process (GO): mRNA splicing, via spliceosome
Cellular component (GO): catalytic step 2 spliceosome
Molecular function (GO): helicase activity; mRNA binding
Source: RefSeq, a predicted model, not a curated record
AUGGGCCUUCAACUUCGCCCUGCUCUGGCUCCUGCUCUGGAUGUCCCAGGCUCCAAUGCGCCUUCCAGCUAUUGGGAGGAACUGGCCGCAAAACAUUGGCUUCAGUCAAUCCCAUCAAAGGUCAAACCAGACCUGAUCAAAUCAGCCAUUUGGGACCAUCUUGAGCAAGACUCCUUCUCUUUCUAUACCUUGAAUCAGCUAGAGAAUCUACAGAUCUUGGAGCGCUUUCUCUGGCCUACCUUCUCGGACGACGCCUCCAACCAUCAUGUCCUUCUCAUCGCCAUCUUCUUCAAUGUCAAACAGCGAGCACAUCUUCAAGACUGGUCCGUCUUCACACAUCGCCCUGAGCACUUCUCGGCUCUUUUCCGUCGAAUACUCUCCCUCAACCUCGAUUCCUCUCUACCUAUCUUCUCCCGCCUCGCCCUCCUCAAUUUCGUUGUCGGCGCAUUCCAAUCCUUGGAGAAUGAUCAUGUCCGUAAAGAAGCCGCCCCUCUCGUCUCCAUCGCCAUUUGGCACAACCUUUUGAGCGAGGCCGCAAGAGAUGCUUUGCUUGAUGCCCAACCAGCGAGGAGGAAGGCAUGGCGUGCUGCACAAAGGAGAUACGAUGCCGCAGAUCAGACUGCCCAGGCACGGCUAAAAUUCGAUCGUGCCUGGCUGUACACUAUGCUGCUCGAUUUUCUGUCCAGAGUCAAUACCCCCAAAUUAGCAACGUCCCAGGAAAUGGUCUAUUGUGAGCGGUUCACAGAGUUUCUCAUUGACCUGAUCAGCCAGCUUCCCACUAGGCGCUAUACCAAUCCACUGUUGCAAGAUCUCAACAUCCUUCCCGUCCUUCGCACGUCGGCCUUCCACUCCAGGCCAGAAGGUGCGCUACUGCGCGAUCUCACCAACCUGUUGGAACAUUUCCAGAACUUUGAUAUCGAUGAUCUCGGAAAUGCAAAGUCCGGUUCAGAAGGCACACGCAAAGCUCAUUAUAAUGCACUCGCUCGUCUGCAAAAAGUCGCCUUUCAGCAUUUCGAGUCCAAGUUGAAGGUUCUAGCGUUUUCCAACUACGGCUCCAUUAACAAGCGUAGUGAAUUGCAAUCCCAUUUCACACCUCUGACUGAUGCCGAGCUACAACAGUUGUGCUCCCUACUGGGAAUCCGUACCUCUUAUCCUGCCUCGAGCGGGUUGAACACAAAUAGAGCUGUUUUGCUAGAAACGCUCUUGUCUUCGUUUUCACAACCACGAAGCUUCCAAGAUGCCGUCUCUCAGCUCUCUGUGGUCCCCACAGACUCUGCUCUGUACGACCCAGCCCUUCUUCGCAACGAAGUCUACGAUGGUUCUCGACCUUUGGGCAUUCCCAAACUCAACCUACACUAUCUAACUCUCAGUGAUUUCAUGUGGAGAUCGUUCCAGCUCUAUCAAGCUGAAGCCUUCUACAGCAUCAGGAAAGACAUGGAGAGUGUAGUGAGAAGAUUGAAACCAAAUUCUAGCCGUGGUCGUGCUACCUCGUUUGACGGUUUCUCCAGAAUGGCUUUGUCCAUUGAUAAACCUGCUAUCAUCGAGGUUGGUGUUCCGAAAGUGGGUUCUACAAUACCAAGCUUUGUUCGAGCAGAGGUAAUCCUGGAUGUAAGCCGUUUGAAUGAUAACAUUCGAAAAGACUGGGAUAAUUUAAGACCAAAAGACACUGUCUUCCUGCUUGCCGUCCAAGCGCCAGAAGCUUCUCGCCAGCUCACCAAUGGUCAUGGUGAGGGAGCACCAGAAACCACCCAAAGUUUCGCUGUGCUAAGGACAGCGGAGGUCGUUCAGGUGUUGGAUGAAAACAGCAGAUCAUUGAGAGAUGCUCAAACAAAUGGUCAUGCCCCGCGACCACGAAAGCGUCGCCUGCUUCUUGACCUCGACCCUAAGGCCUAUCAAUCAGACAAGGAAUCGACAGCCAAGGGCAAAGCCGACAUCUAUGCGUCAAUAAACUUGAUCGUACGCAGACAGAGUCGGGAGAAUAACUUCAAACCCGUCUUGCACACUCUACAGAGAUUAGUCUCCUCAAACACCUCACUACCAUCAUGGCUCCAAGAAGUGUUUUUAGGAUAUGGUGACCCGUCAAGUGCCUCGUUCCCGUCUCUGCCUGAUCGGCUCGAAACUGUUGACUACCUCGAUACUUUCCUCGAUUGGCAACACCUUACAGAGAGCUUUCCUCACAAGACCAUCGAAUCGGUUUCCGAAAAGGAUGUAACCAUGGAGCCCCCUUUUGUUCUCAAAAUGGCUACUCAAAUCACUGAUGAACCACCCAAAAACCCUAAGAAGCGUCGACGCGAGGAGAUGGAACAAGAUUCCUUUUCCCUCAAUGUUUCAACUUAUAAGCCCAAGAACACCGGGCCUUAUCCGGUUGAUGCGCGAAAAAAGAAUACUAUUCGAUUCACUCCAAAGCAGGUCGAAGCCGUUGUUUCCGGAACACAACCAGGUCUAACUGUGGUUGUAGGCCCACCAGGUACUGGAAAGACAGAUGUGGCCACGCAGAUCAUAAAUCUUCUCUACCACAAUUUUCCCAACGAACGCAUCCUACUGGUUGCUCACAGUAAUCAGGCCCUGAAUCAAUUAUUUCAAAAAAUCAUCGCCCUUGAUAUAGAUCCUCGCCACUUACUGCGCUUGGGUCAUGGCGAAGAGGAUCUUGAUACAGAGGUAUCCUACAGCAAAUAUGGCCGGGUGGAGUCCUUCCUAGAAAAUCGACAGCCCUAUCUGACAGAAGUCAACAGACUUGCGGCUUCAAUAAACGCGGAAGGUGCUCAUGGAAGCUCAUGUGAAACGGCUGAUUAUUUCAAUCAAGUUUUCGUCAAGCCUGCUUGGUCUCGAUUCUGGGACACUGUCAAUGCAGAUGAAGCCACCGUCGAAUCCUCUCUUGCAGCUUUUCCGUUCUACAAAUUCUUUGGCGAUGCACCUGUUGUAACACUCUUUCCCCUGAAUACUUCUUUGGAGGAGUUGAAGGAUACUGCCUCAGGAUGCCAAUAUCAUAUCGACAAAAUUUUCUCUGAGCUCGAGGCCAUUAGACCCUUUGAGAUCUUACGGAACAAUCGAGAUCAAGCAAAUCAUCUUUUGGUCAAGGAGGCUAGGAUCAUUGCCAUGACAUCUACACACGCAGCUAUGAGACGGUCAGAAAUUGCUGACUCCGGCUUUCAUUACGAUACCUUGAUCAUGGAAGAGGCUGCGCAAGUCACAGAAAUAGAAUCCUUCAUUCCUUGUGCCAUGCAGAACCCGAAUCCAAAAACAGGAGAGCUCCCACUCAAACGCAUUGUUUUGGUCGGUGACCACUUGCAAAAUUCUCCAAUUGUUCAAAACAUGGCGCUUCGUCAGUAUGCGAACUUCGAACAAUCUCUGUUCUUACGCCUUGUCCGGCUUGGUGUUCCUACUAUACAUCUUGAUCAGCAAGGACGCUGCCGCCCUUCUAUCGCAAAUCUAUUCAAGUGGCGCUACGAGAACUUGGGAAAUCUUCCACACCUUUUGCACCUUCCAGAAUUCGCAAGUGCAAAUGCUGGCUUCCGUUGGGACUUCCAAUUUAUCGAUGUUCCAGACUAUCAAGGUCAUGGUGAACGUGAGCCAACGCCACAUUUUAUUCAGAAUCUUGGCGAGGCAGAAUAUGCGGUCGCAUUAUACCAGUACAUGCGUUUGUUGGGUUAUCCUGCACAGAGUAUUUCUAUCCUUGCUACCUAUGCUGGACAGCGUGCGCUUAUUCAAGAUGUCCUUGCACAUAGAUGCAAAGACAAGCGCCUCUUCGGAUCUCCCAGAAUCGUCACGACCGUCGAUAAGUACCAGGGCGAACAGAAUGACUAUGUUAUUGUAUCGAUGACACGAACAAAGACCGUUGGAUACCUACGAGAUAUCCGAAGAUUGACAGUGGCACUAUCUCGGGGUAGAUUAGGGCUCUACAUCUUCGGACGCAAAGACUUAUUCGAAAGCUGCUUCGAGAUGAAGCCCGCCAUGGACCUCCUGCUACAAAGGUCGAGCAAGUUGGUACUGACAACGGGCGAGAUGUUCCCAAGCCAGCGUGGGCUCGAAGACGAUCCAGACAACACGAGCGAGAUGGAGGGUGUCGAGCACUUGGGGCAGUAUGUCUACGAGAUGACCCAGGCGAAAUUGAAGGAUCUUGGUGGGCGGGCGACAAAUGACGGAGAUGAUAUUGAAAAUGAAGAUGAAGGGGAUGGACAUGUGGAUGAAGAGCCACAAGAGGAAGAUCCACUGCACGAGACGGCCGUAUGA